Artibeus jamaicensis (Jamaican fruit-eating bat) is the source of this 3712-nucleotide messenger RNA. It is a transcript of the gene SCFD2, whose product is annotated as sec1 family domain containing 2. The record is from RefSeq and is a predicted model, not a curated record. Lineage: Eukaryota; Metazoa; Chordata; Mammalia; Chiroptera; Phyllostomidae. The transcript is spliced from 9 exons. The coding region runs from base 129 to 2183 and encodes 684 amino acids. Gene Ontology annotation, biological process: vesicle-mediated transport; intracellular protein transport.
GGUAAGACGCGACGCGGCGGCGUGUACAGAGUAGACUGUCAAAGUCUCAGCAAGCCCAUUUCCCGGAAGCUGUGUGUUCUGAGCAAAGUUCUUGCAACUUCAGUGCUUGAACCUGCGAAUCCCCAACUAUGAGCGCCCCGGGCGUACAGUCUUUUACCCAGCAGGGCUGGGACCAGGUGCUUACCAAAGUGAAACGGGCUCUGGUCUACCUGGACGCCGCCUGCGCCGAAAGCCUGCACUGGGGCUGCGGAUCCACCCGACUCUUGGAGGCGGUGGGGGGUCCUGCGUGUCACCUGCGGGAGUUCGAGCCCGCAGCAGUUGGUGGAGGAGCUAAGCAGCCCAAGGCGGUGUUUGUGCUGAGCUCGCUACUGAAAGGCCGAACCGUGGAGAUUCUACGGAACAUCAUAUGCCGCAGUCACUUCCAGUAUUGUGUGGUGGUCACAGCCGUGAACCAUGCUGUCCACCUCACGGCUAAUCAUGUGUCAGCAGCGGCAGCUGCUGAGCUGGAGGGGCAGCAGCCGGUGUUCGAACAAUUGGAGGAGAAGCUGUGUGAGUGGAUGGGCAACAUGAACUACACCGCCGAGGUGCUGCACAUCCCGUUGUUGCUAGCCCCUGCUGCUCCCCACCUUGCCUUGACUCCAGCCUUCGCUUCCCUUUUCCCACUGCUACCCCAGGAUGUGCAUCUUCUUAAUAGUGCCCGACUGGACAAGAGAAAACUGGGGAGCCUGGGUGAAGUGGAUGCCUCUGUGCUACCCCCAGAACUGCUACUGCAGAUCAGGUGCUUGGUGUCAGGUCUCAGUUCUCUGUGUGAGCAUUUAGGAGUACGGGAGGAGUGUUUUGCUGUAGGUCCUUUCAGUCGGAUCAUUGCUGCAGAUCUGGCCAAUUAUGCUCCUGCCAAGAACAGGAGGAAGACUUCUGCAGGCAGGGCCUCAGUGGUCUUUGUGGACAGAACUCUGGAUCUCGCAGGAGCGGUGGGACAUCAUGGUGACAACUUGGUAGAGAAGAUCAUUUCAGUGCUUCCCCAGCUUCCUGGCCACACCAACGAUGUGAUGGUUAACAUGGUAGAGCUCACCUCACUGCAGAACGAAGAGGAGAACCAGAAUAUGGUUGCACCAGGCUGUCUCGCACAAUCUAAUGAUGCCGCAGCCAGAGCCCUGUGGGAAGCCUUACUGAACACCAAGCACAAAGAGGCAGUGAUGGAGGUCCGGAGACAUCUAGUGGAAGCAGCAAGCAGAGAAAACCUGCCAAUCAAGAUGAGUAUGGGGAGAGUCACGCCAGGGCAGCUCAUGUCCUACAUUCAGCUCUUCAAGAACAACCGCAAAGCUCUAGCGAAUCACUGUGGACUCCUGCAGCUUGGACUGGCCACAGUUCAAACCCUGAAACACCCCCAGACUGCCAAGUGGGACAACUUUCUGGCUUUUGAAAGGCUCCUUCUCCAGAGCAUCGGGGCGUCCACAAUGUCUGGGGUGUUACAUCAGCUGCUGCCCCUGAUUAAGCCUUCAGAUCAGAGGACCAGUGAUGACUACAGCCCCGAAGAGCUGCUCAUCCUCCUAACAUACAUUUACUCUGUCACCGGAGAACCCGCAGAGGACAAGGCCCUGGCUGCAGCUGAAGGAAAGGUGAAGAGAGCCCUGGCUCAGGUCUUUUGUGAGGAGUCCAAGUUGUCACCUUUGCUGCAGAAAGUCACAGGCUGUGACUCGUCAGCGAACCUGACACUUCACCUCGCCAAAGUCGCCAUGGAUGAACUCUUCGUUUUGCUUCGGGAUGUUGCUGGCACUCGGAAUCUCCUGAAACAGUUUAAGUCUGUAUAUGUUCCUGCAAAUCAUACCCACCAGGCGUCCUACAAGCCGUUGCUAAAGCAGGUUGUGGAGGAAAUAUUUAAUCCCGAAAGGCCAGAUCCGGUUGAUAUUGAACAUAUGUCUUCAGGCCUCACUGAUCUCCUUAAAACUGGAUUUAGCAUGUUCAUGAAGGUAAGCCGGCCUCAUCCCAGCGACCACCCCCUCCUGAUCCUCUUCGUGGUGGGCGGAGUCACAGUCUCUGAAGCCAAGAUGGUCAAAGACCUUGUGCUGUCCCUGAAGCCAGGAACCCAGGUAAUCGUGCUGUCCACGCGGCUCCUGAAGCCACUGAACAUCCCUGAGCUGAUAUUUGCAACUGAUCGGCUGCAUCCAGACCUUGGCUCCUGAGCGUCUCCUAAGAAGACGAGAUCUGCCCGAGAUGGAAAUACCAAUACUCUUAUCUGUCACCAUCAAGAUACGCCUCCACAUCCAGUGUCCCGGGUGUGGCUAAAUUUUGGUAAUGAUCGAUUUUUGUCCAAAGGGUCGAGAGAACCAGACAGUGAAGUGGUUUGGCUAGAUUCUUGAUUCUUUGAAAAAAAUUAUUUUCAUUCCCCUAAAGGUGUCAACUGUCUUUCAGCUGGCCUAAUUCAUAAUAAUUCCCAUUUAUUCUUUUUUUUUAAGAUUUUAUUUAUUUAUCUUUAGAGGGGAAGGGAAGGAGAGAGGGAGAGAAACAUCAAUGUACGGUUGCCUCUCGUGUGUCCCCUACUUGGAACUGGCCUGCAACCCAGGCAUGUGCCCUGACUGGGAAUCGAACCGCGAUCCUCUGGUUCGCAGGCCCACGCUCAAUCCACUGAGCUACGCCAGCCAGGGCCCCAUUUAUUCUUAACCCUCUAUUUGUGAUCUUCCCGAUUCCACCUGCAAGUUCAAUAAUUCUAGAUAAAUGCCUGUGGGGGAGUGAUGGUAGAUUAUAAGCCCUUUGAUCUGCAGUUGCUCAAAAAGCAGUUCGACAUGCUUUAGAAUUAUAAAUGUCAGGAAACUUUGGUUUUUUUCUCAAGAUUACGUUACUGAGGGAGGGAACAUUGCAAAUGGGGUCUGAGGCUUUGUUUCUGUCUUGAUCUGAGACAAGUUUGAGAAGGGGAGUCAGGCAGAGGGAAUGGGCUGGGGCGGGUCUGGUUGUGAACCCCCCCACCAUGACAAAGGGCCACAUUGUUCCAGCCUGGGCACUGGCAGGGCCCCCAGCCUCCUGGGAACUACAGUGGGGGCCCGUCUCUGCCUGUAAAGGGUCCCCAUCCCUCCCGAAGGAAGGCCCGGUACAGAUAUCUGGUCUCAGGGAGUCUGCAUUUGAACCCUAACCCCUGUGACUUUUGUGACUUAGCUCCUAUUGAAAUAUGAAGCUUUCUUUUCUGUAAGUCUAAAUUUUUCUUUUGGCUGUAGCAGAAAAACCUAAACCCACCUAGUGAAAUUAUAUAAGAAUUCCCGCAAAAAUUAACCCAGACAUUUGUAGGUGAGUGGUUGAUGGGAAUUUCUAGCAUCUCUAAAAGGUGUUUGUAGAAAGAGAUAAAGCUGAAACAAUGUCUAGUGUGGAUUAAACAGGGAGAGGAAAUAAAAUGUAAAUCAAAGUAUUUACAUCUCUCAGUUCUCAACAAAUCACUGUCAUUUUAUGAAGAAACUGUGAAGUUGGAAAUCAUUCUGGGAUGUAAUCACAGCAGGUUUUGUAGAACUGACUUUUUUUGUCCAAGUGUGUUCUCCACCUCACACCAGUUCUUUUAUGGUGCUCAGUAUUGGACACCUCGGGCUCCUUCCAUCAUGCUAAUCCAGAAGUCUGCGUUUGAAUGAGAAAAUGGCACUACCCAAAAAGAAAUGAUCAUUGAAGAAGAAAUCAUUAUUUUCUACAAUAAAAAAAAUUAAGAAGUAACCUGCUGUGUGUCUCAAAUCUG